Topomyia yanbarensis is the source of this 789-nucleotide messenger RNA. RefSeq lists its product as uncharacterized. Bases 25 to 714 code for a protein of 229 amino acids. The transcript has 2 exons. Lineage: Eukaryota; Metazoa; Arthropoda; Insecta; Diptera; Culicidae. The record is from RefSeq and is a predicted model, not a curated record.
GCCACACGAUAUAUUGACGCAAGAAUGGCUGUCCCACCCGACUCGAAUCCCGCAGCUCGAACCAAACCUGCCAAGUGUCCCAUAGUCUGCUGCCCCACAACCCUUUCGGAACCGGCUUUGCUGCAGCAUCUGCUGAGCGACCACAGCGACAUCAAUUCCGAAACAUUGCGUGAAGGCAAACAUUGCAAACUGCUUGUUCAGGAGGAAGCAUUUCCCCGAGGACAACCGAUUUGUUUAAAAAUCCUACUGUACGGAGGCGAAAAGCACUGCCUGCGGCCGGCCAGAUCAGGCCUGUCGCCGCGACAAAACCUGAUGCUGCAUUCGGAGCAUAGCUGUUACAAAGACCACCUGGCCGUGCUGCUGAUGGGCUGCAAAACGAAUCGAAUGGACAUGAUUGCUGAAGGGGAUGUUUCAUCGACUGUGGACAGAAAAAUUAGCCAGCUACGAGAAAGGGCUGAGAACGAUUCCGAUCCGGAGAAGGAUAUUUUUGUUCUAUGGUUGAUUGGGACUGAGACUACAUGGCCUAUUUACGGAGAUUUGACGGUUCGUAGUUCGGGCGGAACAUUUUCUCUUGGUGAUCGUGUUCAGGUUAAAGAUUUUACGAGCUUUACACAGCCUAAAUUAUUACUAUCCGAAGGUGUGGAUUAUAUUUUGAUAAUUCGUGGAGCGAUGAAUUUGUUGACCGACGGGGAUUUAAGAGGAGAUCCUGGCUAAAAUUUCGUCGUAGAAUAUUCUUACCUAAUUGUUAUAAAUAACCUACUUAUGAUUUUGAAUAAAUUUCUAUUCAGG